Messenger RNA from Monoraphidium neglectum, 1116 nucleotides. RefSeq lists its product as hypothetical. Lineage: Eukaryota; Viridiplantae; Chlorophyta; Chlorophyceae; Sphaeropleales; Selenastraceae. The transcript is spliced from 6 exons. The record is from RefSeq and is a predicted model, not a curated record. The coding region runs from base 1 to 1116 and encodes 371 amino acids.
AUGCUGGCGGUCGCUGCUGUGGCGCUUUUCGCGGUCAUACGUGCAGCGGACGCGGCAGUCGCCUACAAUGAGGCCCUGUGGAAUUCGUUCAGCCGUUACGAGGCCGAUCACGUUCCCGCCAAGCUGCUGUUCCCCAUCAACAAGGAGAGCUCGGGUCCCAAGCUCUUCCCCCUUGACCUGGUCUGGAGCGUGGAGGAGGACUGCCAUGGCCCGAGCCGCCCCUUCCCAAGCCCUGUGGCUCGCGAAGUGGCCGGCGCAUGCGAGUACAAGCCCACGGGCAGCAACAUGUACAAGUUCUGGCAGAAGCUUCCCGGCGACCGCCUGCGGUUCUCAAACUGCUACUGCUACGCGGCUGACUUUUACGGCGGCGGCUGGUGCUACCCCGGCCUCGCGGGCGGCAUGGGCGAGAUGGACCCCCGCACCACGUCCUGCGCUGACCUGUCGCGGCGCGUGGUCGCGGACGGCGGCGUGCCCGUGACCCGCAAGGCCGCGGUGGAGGGGCCGGUGCCGGCGGCGGGGCACUACAUCGCCCUCUACUACAGGCCCCAGUCGAGCUGCGACUUCCCCCACUGCAUGCCCGACUUCCACUUCCUGCGCCGCGACAUGGGCGGCACCUGGAGCCAGAAGACGGGCGAGGCGCCCGUCACCAACCGCGACGCCGACGGCAAGAUCAUCAAGGACCCCCAGGCCGCACGCCUGGGCGGCGGCUACACCAAGCUGUGCGGCUACUUCAAGGUGGACCCCGCCAAGAUGAAGGUUAAAGCGCAGCGCACCCCCGACCGCGUCAACAACCUGCUGCAGCGGUGGCGCGAGGCGGGGCUGGAGGUGCACGUGACGCCGCUGCCGUACAACCCCGCAACCGACGCGGUGGACCCGGCGGCGCGCGACGCGCAGCGGCUGCAGUCGCAGCGGGAACAGCUGGGCGCGCCGGAUCCCCAGCAGCAGCAGCUGCAGCAGUCGCAGGCGCAGGCGUUGCGCCAGGCGCCUGCGGGGCCGACCAACAACGGCCGCGACGCGGCCGCACCUGCCGCACCCGCCUCCAACCAGCAGCAGCAGCAGCAGCCGGGCAAGGCGGGCGGGCGCCGGCUGAUGCGCGGCGGCGCCGGCGGCGCCUGA